Messenger RNA from Trichomonas vaginalis G3, 621 nucleotides. Its product is annotated as assembly abnormal protein 6-related family. Lineage: Eukaryota; Parabasalia; Trichomonadida; Trichomonadidae. The coding region runs from base 1 to 621 and encodes 206 amino acids. The transcript has a single exon. The record is from RefSeq and is a predicted model, not a curated record.
AUGAGCGUCGCCGGAGAAGUUGAGGACGAAUACGCCGUAUUUUUCGAUCAAGAUGUCCCUAUUGAGAACAGACUUGAUGAAUCACCCGAGGAAGCAGAAAGAGAUGAACCAGGAGAAGAAUAUACUAAUUUUUCAAUCGUUGUAAGCCUCAAACAAACAAAAGAUGAGGUUGAAGCAAUUAAAAUCCAAUUGUACUCAAAGGAUGUAUUGAGCUUCCUUUAUGAGGGCGAAAUGCCAAAAGAAGAUUUCGAAACCUUCAAAGCUGAGCAAGAAUUAGAUAUCGAUUUCAAUGACUUCCCGAAUGUACUCCAAGAAGUUCUCGGCCAGAUUAACGAGGAUAUCGAAGAGAAUGGCUACAAUGCUCGCCUUCUUUCAGGCGGUGAGAACGAAUGCCGAUUAAUCAUUAAGCAGGAUCUUGACCUUUGCACAACCGAAAUAUUUAAUAUCAAGCUUCUUGGUGCUGAUGCUGAGAGAAUCAGAAAAGUCAGCCAGGAACGUUACAACGAGCUUAGCAAGCGCGACAACAACUUAAGAAUCCAAUACAAGGACCUCAUUAAGAGGAUCAGACGUCAGGAUCCAAAGAUUUUACAAGACUUCAAGCUUAAUUCACAAAUAGAAUGA